Sebastes umbrosus (honeycomb rockfish) is the source of this 4244-nucleotide messenger RNA. It is a transcript of the gene clint1a, whose product is annotated as clathrin interactor 1a. The transcript has 12 exons. Gene Ontology annotation, cellular component: endosome; clathrin vesicle coat; plasma membrane. Gene Ontology annotation, biological process: endocytosis. The record is from RefSeq and is a predicted model, not a curated record. Gene Ontology annotation, molecular function: clathrin binding; phospholipid binding. NCBI's taxonomy places the organism in Eukaryota, Metazoa, Chordata, Actinopteri, Perciformes, Sebastidae. The coding region runs from base 205 to 2115 and encodes 636 amino acids.
GGUGUGUUGAUGACGUAACACGGGGCAUUUCCCGUAUAGUAACCUUUCCUGUCUGCCUGGUGCUGCUGGUGCUGGUGCGCCUCCUGUCUUGAGAGAGAGGUGAAGAAGAGUUUACUUCCCAGAGUACAAGGUUUGGUUUCGGUGUGUUCGUGUGGAGUAAAAGGGGUUUUAUCGAGGCAGAAAGCCCAUUAUCACGGAGCCAAGAUGCUGAACAUGUGGAAGGUCAGAGAGCUGGUGGACAAAGCAACCAAUGUGGUGAUGAACUACUCAGAGGUGGAGUCAAAAGUCAGAGAGGCCACCAAUGACGACGCCUGGGGACCAUCAGGACAGCUGAUGAGUGAAAUCUCUAGAGCCACCUUCAUGUAUGAGCAGUUCCCAGAGGUGAUGAACAUGCUGUGGGCCCGCAUGCUGAGGGACAACAAGAAGAACUGGCGGCGAGUCUACAAGUCGCUGCUACUGCUGGCCCAUCUAAUCAGGAAUGGAUCAGAGAGAGUUGUUACCAGUACCAGAGAACAUCUGUACGACCUGAGAUCAUUAGAAAGCUACCACUUUGUAGAUGAGAACGGGAAGGACCAAGGUGUGAAUGUUCGUCAGAAGGUGAAGGAGAUGGUGGAUUUUGCCCAGGAUGAUGAACGGCUUAGGGAAGAAAGGAAAAAGUCCAAGAAGAACAAAGACAAAUACAUCGGGGUGUCCUCAGACAGUAUGGGAUACCGAGGAUACUCGGGGGACAGGUACGAUUCCGGUGAAAGCCGAGGAAAGUGGGACGACGACUGGGAAAGGAAUAAAGGGCAGUUCCCCUUCAGCGAGAAAUUUGGAGAGAUCAGCGACAAAAUUGGCAGCACCAUAGACGAUACCAUAAGCAGAUUUAGGAAGAAGGAUCGAGACGACUCGCCAGAUCGAUUUAGUGACGAGGAGGACCGGGGACGAGGACGAGGAGACGAGCGGUCGUCUCACAAUGGCCAAUCAGGAAAAGAAUUCAAAGAUGAAGAAGAGACCGUAACUACCAAGAGUGUAAGCAUAGUCCAAUCGACAGAGACCACAGCAACACGGAAGAGAGGAGUCCCGUCUAAGAAAGUAGACUUGGGCGCCGCCGCCAACUACAUAGGAGAUAAGAGCCCAGACACCACCGCCAAACUGCCUGCAGCCCCCCAGCCCUCCAGUAGCGCCUUAGCUGACCUACUAAUGGUGGACACGACACCGAGCCAGCCUGCUGCCACAGACCUGAUGAGUGGAUUUGCUGACUUCUCCUCACCUGGUGCCUCCGUCGGCCUCUCCUCAGUAUCUGCAGCACCUUCCUCGAGCAGCAACGGAGAGUUUGGAGAGUGGAAUGCCUUCCCUGGAGGUCAGAUGCCAGCAUCUGCUCAGACUGUUGACACCGGUGGAAAUGACCUUUUCCGAGCCAUGACAGGUCCUGUCGCUGCCCCCGCCCCUGCCCCAGUCUCAUCUCCAGGCACCGGUCCUGCCUCAGCAGACCUGUUUGACUUGAUGGGGCCGACUCAGUCCCUCACCUCCUCCCAGAGCCUCAACUUUAGCAUGACCAGCACACAGAGCAUGAGCACCACAGUCCUGCCACAGUCUAGGUCACAGCCCCUACAGAGCAUGGGGGGUCCUCUACAACCGCAGUCUCUCCAGACGCUCCAGCCUGUGCAGCAGGGAGUGGCCUGUCAAGGUGCUGGAGCCAAAGCAGCAGUCCCUUCCACCUGGUCAGACUCCUCAGUUAACAUCAGCCUGGACUUCAUGGGCCCAGGCAUGCACCCACCCAAGCAAAACCAGCCCACCCUCAACACCCUCCAGCACGGCCACCAGGUACCUGCCAACAUGCUCUCCCAGGGAUUCUCCGGUAUGAGCCUUGGAACUACAACAGUCAGAGCGCCUGUAAAUCCUAUGAUGCACCCUGGUGCUGGCAUGGGAAUGGGAAUGGGAAUGGGCAUGGGAAUGGGGAUGGCCCCCAACCCAGGCAUGAUGGCUAUGGGCAUGAACAUGGGGAUGCCACAGGGAGGUAUGACCAUGGGGAUGCCCAAUAUGGGGGUGGGGAUGGGAAUGGGGAUGAACCCUGGAAUGGUCCAACAGCCCAAACAUGAUGCCUUUGCUGACUUCGGCAACUUUGGAAAGUGAUGGAGCUGGAGAGCAAAGAUUAUUUGGUGGAGUGGUGGUCUCUCUCUCUCUCUCGCUGUCUCUCUCUCUCUCUCUCUCUCUCUCUCGCUCUCUCGCUCUCUCGCUCUCUCUCUCUUUCUCUCCCCGUCCAUUGGUGAAGGAUUGUUACGAGCUGCAAACAAAGAGUACUUGAAUAAUGUCAACUAUCACAAUACCAACACCCUGCAAUCUCCUCUUUUUUUGUUUUUUUUAAAGAAAUGCUGUGUAGUGAUAUUGAUCUAAAUGAAUGUGUGUUUGGUCUCGGGUGAUGGUCAGACACACUGACGAUAGUGUGCCUUGUUGGUUAUGAGUAUGAGAAGGAAGAGUGUGCCACCAAGAGAAUGUCAGGGGGGGAGGGGAUCUGCUUUAUAACCUCAAUCAAGUGAAAUCACCAGAAUAGCAAAAAAUAUAUCAGUAGCUGCAUAAUUUUUUUUGAGAUGCGUCUCAGUAACGUUACUGAAUGAUACGUUUUGAAUAACAUGAUCAGCCAUUUUAACUUUCUAAUGUACAUUUAAGAAUGUCAGGUUACCUCUCGCUUUGUCAUUGCUCUUCCUUUGACGUGUAAAUAGAAAAUCUGGAGCCCUCGCAAAUAAGUUAUGAAGUUCCUAAUAUGAGAGGCAGUGACAGUGUGAAGAGUUGUAUCAUAUCAUAUACAGACCAAAUCUGAUAUGAAUCGAGACCCAUAACGAAGCACAUUGACACCUUCUCUUUGUACAUAUAAACGUCCACACGCUCCAGAUGUGGCGGUUAAAGUCAUGAAUGAGUGUUUGGAGUGAAGGCUAUUGAUUUAAUUUAAGGAGUUUCUCCUUCCAACAGACCAUCAUUUUGUGGCCUUUCUUAUUGCUAUAUAAUAUAUCUAUAUAUUUUACUUAUGAAGAAUAUUAUAAUCAGUUUGCAUCCAAAUGAGAUAAUCAGUAGGUAUGAAAAAUAAAAAAGCCUCUUACGGGGGUUUGUGGGUUCUUCAUUACAGCACAGAGUGCCUGAAAGACCUUUGCCUUUUCUCUUCAGUUAACCUCUGUGAAGGAAACAAUGUGACUGUGCAGUGUUGAGGACGGCUACCAGAACGGAGCUUCUGUACUACGUACAAACAUCUGUGUUUGUACUAACGCCUCAAGCCAAGCGUACUGUCUGUACAGAUAUCCGAUGCAAUCGUAUCAUUAUUUCACUCUGUUUUGUUUGUCCCAUUCCACUAUAUUCAGGUCAGCGAUAAAUUCAGAGCUUAAAAAAAAACACCCAAGAUGAGAAUCUAUUGAGCUCAAGUGUUGAUACAGACUGUUAUUAAGGUUGCAUCAUCUGUUAAAUGGUCACCAGUGCAUCUCGGGGAAAAGCUGCCCUCUCAUCUUCCAUCUUUAUUCAUGUUACACAUUAAAAAAACAGCAAUCUUGGAAACCGUGUUGCUGCAGUCGUCGUCGUCGUCAUCCGUAAGAGUCUGCAUGUUUCGCAACCUAUCAGGAAGAUUGUGAGCUUAUACCAGCUGGGAUGCAUUUUUGUACACACCCAGUACAUUACGGUGGUUUGGAUGAAGAUGCGUUAACGCAUAAUGAACAAUCCCAUUCAGCUGUACGCCAGCUAACCGAUCUGUUAGACGUACAAGACAUUGCUCUUCAGUGGUUCAAGUGCCUGCCGGUGGUUGCCUCCUGACCCUUUGUAAUGAGUGAUAAGUAAACCUCGGCUGCCAGACAUUUUUUGGUAUGUCAACGAUUAGAUAAAUAAUUCACUGACCAGAGGAGAAGGCGGUGGAUUGUGCAGCCCCCCCUCGAGAGGAUCUGAAGUUGUGCUUUUCCUCCUCUUCCCAAGGGCUCAAGAGGCCGAGCACACUAACACAUAGUAGCCUUGCGUCUGAGCAUUAAAAUGACCAAAAUCUGUUUUGCUGUUUUUUCUAAAAAAAAAAAUAUAUAUAUCAGUAGAGGUUGUUUUAUUCAUUUUUGUUUUCUACUUCAAUUGAUUUUGAUCUUCUCUAAAAUGGGAUUGUUACUGAAACACUAGCAUAUGCAAAUGUAAACAACAAAAAAAAAUCCUUUGAGAAAAUGAAAUUGUUUGCAUUGUUCCCAUUUUGAUUUGAUUUACACAUCGAUUCUUUAUCUACAACAUUAAACAGUUGAUUGAGAUUU